Messenger RNA from Asparagus officinalis (garden asparagus), 1730 nucleotides. RefSeq lists its product as uncharacterized. Gene Ontology annotation, molecular function: double-stranded DNA binding. NCBI's taxonomy places the organism in Eukaryota, Viridiplantae, Streptophyta, Magnoliopsida, Asparagales, Asparagaceae. The transcript has a single exon. Gene Ontology annotation, cellular component: chloroplast. Bases 121 to 789 code for a protein of 222 amino acids. The record is from RefSeq and is a predicted model, not a curated record. Gene Ontology annotation, biological process: chloroplast organization; regulation of DNA-templated transcription.
CUUCAAACACCAUGGCGGCCUCACUGGCACCCACAUCCGCGGCCUCAUCUCCAACUACCCCUGCAUUCUCCAAGCUGACGUUGACAAAACCUCGGAGCCCAAUGGCAAACUCUUCGUGCAAUGGGUUUCGGCAAAGAAGAGCUCCCGCUGCUCUUCACGUCCCACCCCUCUGUCCUUGUUAACCCUUCGGCGAUCCCCCUCGUGUUGGUUAUUAGUAGGAACCGGGGUUUCAUUGCCCGAGACUUAGAACCAUCGGUUGCCCCAAAGGUCGCCCUUCUGAAGGAAUACGGCAUCUCUGGGACGGAAAUUGUUCACAUUUUGAGGAGGGGUCGUGGUUUUAUUAGAUGGAGCUUAGAAUCAACUGAGGCAUUGUUGAGGAAAGUACAGGAAUUAGGGUUUGAUGUGAAGUCUCCGAUGUUUGAACGAGUAGGUUUGAAGAGAAGAUGGAAUUCUUUAGGGGGUUCGGGUGGUCGCAGGAGGGGUUUCUUUCUGCAUUUAAGAAAGCCCCCUUACUUCAUCCAUCUCUCAAAGGAGAAUGUACACGCGAAGAUGGAUUUCCUGGUGAAGGAAGCAGGGUGCGAGCAGUCGUACAUUUCUUCGAGCCCCUUGCUCUUGACGCUCAGUUUGGAGACGAGGUUGAAGCCCCGGUAUCACGUGCUGCUGCAGCUCUUGAAGUCGAAUGAAAUUGUUCAUACACGGAGCCUUUGGUACGUCAUGCCCUUCUCCGACAAGAAUUUCUUGCUAAAUAUUCUUCUCCGUAACAAGGAAAAAGUACCAAAACAUCCAUGAUAUCUAUCUUGCUGCUUAUGCUGGUCAAAUGCAAAUUUGAGAUGUAACAGCGAAGGAGAGCUCUACUACCAAGCUUAAUUUACACGGUAAGCAUUUACUGGCCUCCAAUGCUCAACAACAUACGUUUGCCUUAUUUAUCAUGCAAUUAUGAGUCUCUUCAGCUUUUAGUAGUUGUCUCUGAUAAUUUUACAUGCUUUCAACUUAUUAUUCUUCUGAGCGUCAUGCUAGCUAGUUAUGUAGGCUUGUUCCCUAAAAUCUAAUUGUCCUUUUGAAAAUAGUAUACCCAUCAAUUGAUUCUACAAAUUGUGAACUUUAAACCAUAAAAUUCAUGUCUCUUUUUGAUGGAAGAAGAAACAUAAACUCGACUAGAUGUGUCUUUCCUAAGCUUAGCACAGUCCAUGUUUUGAUGUUCUUUUCAUUAGUUUUCAAAUUUACUCUUCCUAGCGUUGUCCUAGAUCAUAGAAGAGUAGUGAGUAUUGAGUAAUAGGUCGGCCAAAAGAUGAGUCUCGUUAUAGAUAAUAAUAUAUGUUGCAAUAGCAUCAAAGAGCUUAGCAUAAGUUCUUUGCUUUGCAUAUCCUACAUUGUGGUCUAUAUGCGUUUAUGUUUAUAUUAUGAAUCUCCCUAACAUAGCCCUGUGGCUAGUCUGAAGCGGAUGACCUUUCAUCUAAAAUUUAGGUAAUAACUAAUGUGGUUUUAUCUGUUGCUUUGCGCAAGCCCUAAACAAAUGCAAAUACAUUCAAAUGAGGUACUGGUAGGAACAUCGCAGUUCUCAGACUUAAGGGACAGUGCUUUGAGGUUUUGGGUAUCAACUUAAAGCCCUGAAUGACUUAUAAAACAUUCCAUUUGAUGUUUUGGUCUUGACUUUUUGGUUGAGGCCUGUUUGUUUUACUAAAAAAAGAGGGAAAUCAAAGAAAUAGAAAACUAUUAAAAUGAAGAAUUGG